Molecule: messenger RNA, 399 nt
Organism: Vicia faba (fava bean)
Lineage: Eukaryota; Viridiplantae; Streptophyta; Magnoliopsida; Fabales; Fabaceae
Source: the annotation of a GenBank genome assembly
AUGAAUCUGUUUGAAAAUCAUUUCCAUGUUGCGGAGCUCUUCGGGAGAGAACAUACAGAGUCGACUCAGCUGUUUCUGGAAAACUCGGUUUGUUUCAAGGUGAGUUACAUGGCCGCGAAUCUCACGAUUUUGGAAUCUGCAUUUGAGGAAAACGGAAGAGGCUUCUGUUUGGUGGAUUUCGAAAUUGGACAGGGGAAACAGUUCGUGAAUCUCCCGCACGCGCUUAAAGCGCGUGAUAUUGCACUGCCUCCAAGUUUUACGCUUAAGUUAAUCACUGUGGCGGAGAAUGGUCGUGAUGAGAUGGUUAUAGCUGUCGGAGAGAUGCUGGUUCAUCAGGCGGAGAGUUCAAUCAUCGAUCUCUUGUUAAUCGAUUCUGUAGAAGCCAUUUUCGUUGAUUAA